CGUAUGUACCUUUAUUCACAAAAAACAAAAGAAAUGAAUUUUUUAACUGUUUAAGAUAUGAAAAUAAACAAUUUCAAGCAUAUGAAAAUUUCUCCAAGAAAUAUGAAAUCGAAAAAUACAAAUACUACCUCAAAGUUGAGAGGAAGAUUGAGGUCAAUUACAACACGGAUAUUUUGGAAGAGCUGAAUUCGGACUCACAUGAGUUGGACAGAAAAAACGAGCAAUACUUUGAGAGCCUGCUGGAUGAUAUUUACAAUGAUCAGAAGUAUGCCAAGGACAGCGAGCUCUGUGACCCUCGCUUCAACUGGAUGAGAAAACUACCCAAUGAAGACAUCGUGAAGCUUAAGGUGCUGCUGCUUAAGAAGGCCAUCUACUUCCUCCCCAUAUGCAACAAAAUAUUUCAAGACAAAAAUAAAAAGCACCGCUUGUACAACAACUACUACAUUGAUGAUAACAUGUCCAAGGAGCUGGACGGGCAAUGUGAAGAGUUUUUAGAAGAAUUCAAUAUGAUCAUUUAUGAGGCCAACUGCUUAUCUCCAAGAUGGGGCGAAACCAUCAUCUCGGACGCCUACCGAAUCUUCCACCACAACAAAAUCAAGGCGGAUGAAGAAAAGAAGAAGAAGGAAGAACUGAAGAACCAGGCGAAGAAGCAAAAGCAGAAGGAAACAAAAUUGAAGGAAACAACGGAAAAGGCUAAUUUGUUAGCUAAAGAGAUCAUCGAGGUAGGUCCCACGUCUUCCGAGCCAACGCAAAACGAGUAG
Messenger RNA from Plasmodium cynomolgi strain B, 761 nucleotides. RefSeq lists its product as hypothetical. The annotation marks the transcript as partial. Gene Ontology annotation, biological process: post-translational protein targeting to membrane, translocation. The record is from RefSeq and is a predicted model, not a curated record. The transcript has 4 exons. Gene Ontology annotation, cellular component: Sec62/Sec63 complex. Lineage: Eukaryota; Apicomplexa; Aconoidasida; Haemosporida; Plasmodiidae.